This is a messenger RNA of Argentina anserina (silverweed cinquefoil), 1570 nucleotides long. Its product is annotated as NAC domain-containing protein 72-like. The record is from RefSeq and is a predicted model, not a curated record. Gene Ontology annotation, biological process: regulation of DNA-templated transcription; system development. NCBI's taxonomy places the organism in Eukaryota, Viridiplantae, Streptophyta, Magnoliopsida, Rosales, Rosaceae. Gene Ontology annotation, molecular function: DNA binding.
UUAAUAUUCAGAAAUCUGAAUUUCAUCCCUCUCCUGAGUCUUCCUCCUCUCAUCUCGCCCCUGUUUCAUCUCUGAUAAAUUUCAAGUCUCUCAAUCCGACCCGAAGAAAAUGGGCGUCCCGGAAGCUGACCUGCUUUCCCAGCUGAGCCUGCCGCCGGGGUUUCGGUUCUACCCGACCGACGAGGAGCUUCUGGUGCAGUAUCUAUGCCGGAAGGUUGCUGGGUACCAAUUCAAUCUACAGAUUAUUGCUGAAAUUGAUCUCUACAAGUUCGACCCAUGGGUUCUACCAAGCAAAGCCAUAUUUGGAGAGAAAGAAUGGUACUUUUUCAGUCCAAGAGACAGGAAGUACCCAAAUGGGUCGAGGCCCAAUCGGGUGGCCGGGUCCGGGUACUGGAAGGCCACCGGUACUGAUAAGGUGAUCACAACUGAAGGUAGGAAAGUGGGGAUCAAGAAAGCGCUUGUGUUUUAUGUCGGUAAAGCUCCCAAGGGAACCAAGACCAAUUGGAUUAUGCACGAGUACCGCCUCAUAGAGCCUUCACGCAAAAAUGGCAGCGCUAAGUUGGAUGAAUGGGUUCUGUGCCGUAUUUACAAGAAGAACUCCAGCGCCGCGAGCACACUACAGAAGCCGAUGGCGAUGUCGAACGUUUCAAGCAAAGAGCAGAGCUUCAACGGCUCAUCGUCUGAGUGCUCUUCCCAACUCGACGACGUGCUGGAAUGGCUGCCGGAGAUUGAGGACCGGUUCUUCACUCUGCCUAGAAUCAACUCCCUCAAAGCUAUACCCCAGGAGGACACCAAGCUCGAUCUCCAGAAUUUGGGUAAUCUCGGGUCAGGUAAUUUCGACUGGGCGAGCCUGGCUGGGCUGAAUCCGGUUCCGGAAGUUCCUCCUAGUACCCAAGCUCAAGGACAAGCACAAGUAAAUUACAACAAUGACGUAUGUCCCUUCGAUCCCGCCUCUAUGCCACGUGGAGUCGCCGCCGGAGAGAUGAGAAAGCAAGCAGAGGAGGAGGUGCAGAGUGGGCUGAGAACUCGGCGAGUAGAAAACUCGGGAUUGUUCCAGCAGAACUCGAACUACUUGACGCAAAACAUGUGUACCCCGAUUGACACCUACGGAUUGGGCACCCGUUUUGGGCUGGCCAGGCCGGGUUUCAGCUUCGACAGUCAAAAGUGAAAGUAGAAACCGCAAAAAGAAAAACAGAGUGAGAGUGAAAGUAGUGCUUAGGGAGUGUAUUCGGUAGGAGAAAAGAGGAGUGCAUUUGGUAAAUAAUUGGGAUUCUUUGGGUUUAGAUAUACAGAAGAGGAAAGUUCACCCUCUUCUUGUUUUGCUGGGUUUAGGCCAGAACUUUGGAGCACCAUCAAGGAAGGACUUUUGCACAAGUUAUUGCAGUCAAUUUAGAAUGUAAUUCCCAGUGGUCAAGAUUUAGCAACUUGGUCAUCCGUUUAGGGUGAUUCAUGAUGGCCUUAUCUUGUCUUUGAGGCAAUUAGAAAGAGCUUAAUGUAUGACCCAAGUUGAGAUGCUUAGAUCAUGUGAUCUUGUAAUAGAGGGGCUAUAUAACCGAGUUUCAUCAGGCUA